This is a messenger RNA of Mus pahari (shrew mouse), 1329 nucleotides long. It is a transcript of the gene Ptov1, whose product is annotated as PTOV1 extended AT-hook containing adaptor protein. The transcript has 10 exons. The annotation marks the transcript as partial. NCBI's taxonomy places the organism in Eukaryota, Metazoa, Chordata, Mammalia, Rodentia, Muridae. The record is from RefSeq and is a predicted model, not a curated record. Gene Ontology annotation, biological process: positive regulation of transcription by RNA polymerase II. Gene Ontology annotation, cellular component: transcription regulator complex.
GCUCCCCAGCUCCAUAGUCUGUUGGUUAGCGCCGGCUCCUCCUCUCCCCGGCGUUGGUCCCGGCUCUCCCUCUUCUUCCACGUUGGUAGGCGCCGGCCACCCCCCCCGCAGCUUCCCCCCCCUGCUUCGCGUUGGUUGGCCCCGGGCUCCCCUGCUCGCUGCAGUGGUUCGGCCGCGGCGACCCCUCAGCGGCGCGUCCCCCGCCGCGGUCCCGCUCCGCUUCUCCCCGAAGCCGCGCGCCCGCGCCUGUCGGUCGGCGGACCCGCUGCCCCCCGUGAGGCCCACGGCCUCCCACCCGCCAUGGUCCGCCCGCGCCGUGCCCCGCACCGCUCCGGCGCCGGGGGCCCCCUCGGAGGUCGUGGCCGGCCACCGCGGCCCCUGGUCGUCCGCGCCGUGCGCUCACGUUCCUGGCCCGCCGGUCCUCGAGGCCCGCAGCCACCGCGGAUCCGGGCUCGUUCGGCCCCUCCCAUGGAAGGUGCUCGAGUCUUUGGGGCCCUGGGGCCUAUCGGGCCCUCUUCUCCUGGGCUGACUCUUGGGGGCCUCGCAGUGAACGAACACCGGCUCAGCAACAAACUGCUGGCCUGGAGUGGCGUGCUGGAGUGGCAGGAGAAGCGUAGACCCUUCUCGGACUCCACAGCCAAGCUGAAACGCACCCUGCCCUGCCAGGCCUAUGUGAACCGGGGCGAGAACCUGGAGACGGACCAGUGGCCCCAGAAGCUGAUCAUGCAGCUCAUCCCACAGCAGCUGCUGACCACACUGGGCCCCCUGUUCCGAAACUCUCAGCUGGCCCAGUUCCACUUCACCAACAGAGACUGUGACUCCCUCAAGGGCCUCUGUCGCAUCAUGGGCAAUGGCUUCGCAGGCUGCAUGCUCUUCCCCCACAUUUCUCCUUGCGAGGUGCGCGUGCUCAUGCUCCUGUACUCGUCUAAGAAGAAGAUCUUCAUGGGCCUCAUCCCCUACGACCAGAGUGGCUUUGUCAAUGCCAUACGGCAGGUCAUCACCACCCGCAAACAGGCCGUGGGCCCCGGGGGUGUGCACUCUGGACCUGUUCAGAUUGUCAACAACAAAUUCUUGGCGUGGAGUGGUGUCAUGGAGUGGCAGGAGCCCAGGCCUGAGCCCAACAGCCGGUCCAAGAGGUGGCUGCCGUCCCACGUCUACGUGAACCAGGGGGAGAUCCUGAGAACAGACCAGUGGCCUCGGAGGCUCUUCAUGCAGCUCAUUCCGCAGCAGUUGCUGACCACCCUUGUGCCACUGUUCCGGAAUUCACGCCUGGUACAGUUCCACUUCACUAAGGACAUGGAGACUCUGAAAAGCCUGUGCCGGAUCAUG